AUGAAACCAUUUAAAGAGUUUCGUUUUAUAAAAGCAGUAGAAUUACGAAACAUUCUAUUCUAUGGAUUUUUACCAUUAUCAUUUGAAUUUAUUGAUAGUCAACAACUUGCUCAUUUUGCUUUAUUUAUUUGUUCAAUUAGAUUGUAUCAUUCACAGCCUCCAAUGUUUGAUGAUAAAACACAAGCACUAGCUGAUAAAUUAUUUGAACAAUAUUAUAAAGAUCAUGGAAUAUUUUAUAGUGAUAUUCAAAAUUAUGUGCUUCAUAUGCAUCAUCAUUUUGGUACACAAUACCAGAAUUAUGGUUCGUUAGCGAAUAUUGGUUGUUUCUAUCAAGAAGAUCUAAUAGGUCAUAUAAGUAAAAAUAUUCACGGUUCGAAUUACUAUUCUGAUCUUAUAGUGCAUUAUUAUUCUAUUGAUUUUGAUUUACACGCACAAAUUUCCCAUACAAAAUACAAAACAAUUUCAAAACCAAUAGACCUCAAUGUUGAUAUUAUUAUUAAUGAUUAUCCCACUAUUAUACAACACCAUGAUAAAAUAUGUACAUGUUUAAAUCCUUUGACUUGUAUCUCUAUUUAUCGACGAUGUGUUAUACGUAACAAUAUAUUUCAUUCAUUAAUUUAUAAUAAACGAGGAAAAUCAAAUAGUUAUUUUAUAUCGUAUAAUAAAUCAGCAAAUGACUAUAUUAAAUAUUUCGGAAGAAUUAUAUUAUUUUUUUCAUGUAUCAACAGAAAUUAUGCUGUCGUUCAACGUUAUACACAAAAUCAAAAUUUCAGCUAUUUAUUUAAAACAUCACCAUAUUUUUCUUUAUUAGAAAAACCAUUAGAUAAUUGUUUUAGUCUGUUGUCGAAAGAACCAUCUGAUUUAUUUGAUAUUAUUAAUAUUAAUCAUGUUAUAAAACAUUGUAUUACAUUUGAGUUUCAACAACAAUUAAUUGUAACAGAAGUUUCUGCAUACCACGAACACGAUUAA
Molecule: messenger RNA, 969 nt
Organism: Rotaria sordida
Lineage: Eukaryota; Metazoa; Rotifera; Eurotatoria; Philodinida; Philodinidae
Source: the annotation of a GenBank genome assembly